Yarrowia lipolytica CLIB122 is the source of this 429-nucleotide messenger RNA. RefSeq lists its product as uncharacterized. Gene Ontology annotation, cellular component: BLOC-1 complex; endosome. Gene Ontology annotation, biological process: regulation of protein localization; endosome organization. The record is from RefSeq and is a predicted model, not a curated record. Lineage: Eukaryota; Fungi; Ascomycota; Dipodascomycetes; Dipodascales.
AUGCACACCCGAAUGCCGUCUGUCAACUCUCAGACCUUUGCGGUUCCUGAGGGCUCUGAAUCGGAAGACCACUCCGAGUCGGGGUCUUCUUACGCCGGAUCGUCGCUCAACGAAACGGCUCUUGAUGUGGUGGUUGAACAAUUCACAGCUCAGUUCAAUCCUGCCAGAUUGGACAGAAGUAUGGCUCAGCAGAGUCAACUGAGUGGACAGAUGAAUGCGAAACAGCGAGAAGUCGACGAAGCCAUCACCAAAGUGACUCAGCGGCUGGAGGAGAUGAAAAGAGUGGUUGCAGAUGGACAGAAGAAUGUCAAGCAGGUGAAUGCGCUUUUGGAGAAGUGCGCCAAAAAGACUGACAAGCUACAGGCAGAGACCAAGUCGCAGUUCCCGAUUGAAUACGCCCAAGCAGGGGAGAAGUACUCUGAUCACUGA